GUUAGCACAAAUAGACGCACACUCUGGACAGCUGCAGAUAGCGAAGAUUUGGCUUAUUAUUCGUCUGCUAGGCUCAAAGUUUCAUGGAAUAUAUAUCUUUUCAAUACUGUUCUCCCGAAAGCUUGGGCAAAAUUUUUGGUUAGACUUCCCAUUGAGGUACCAAGUAUCAACCAAUCGGAAUUUUAUGAUUUUUGGCCUAUUGUUCAAAAGUCUAUUUCUGGAAGCUCCACCAAUUUCUUUGAAAGAUUAUUACUUAGUACUGUUGAAAAUCUUAACAUUGAUGAUGAAGUUUUUUGUGGACCAUCAGUUUCGUAUGUGCUUGGCAAUGUU
Molecule: messenger RNA, 330 nt
Organism: Racocetra persica
Lineage: Eukaryota; Fungi; Glomeromycota; Glomeromycetes; Diversisporales; Gigasporaceae
Source: the annotation of a GenBank genome assembly